ACAGCUGUCCUCUACGUCUACUUCCCCCAAUGUACAGUCAGCUAAGUCACCGGCAAGCUAUCUGAAACAAUCACCAUAUAUAUAAUUUUUUAAUUCUACAGUUAUUAUGUCCUCUAAUAACAUGGCAGAUCCCAAGAGACCAAAUAAGGUAUUACGGUACAAGCCCCCCACCACAGAGACAAACCCGACUCUCGAGGACCCCACCCCGGACUACAUGAACCUGCUGGGCAUGAUCUUCAGCAUGUGUGGACUGAUGCUCAAGCUUAAAUGGUGCGCUUGGAUUGCCGUCUACUGUUCCUUCAUCAGCUUUGCGAACUCCAGGAGCUCGGAAGACACCAAACAGAUGAUGAGCAGCUUCAUGCUGUCCAUCUCAGCCGUGGUCAUGUCCUACCUCCAGAACCCACAGCCAAUGUCGCCGCCGUGGUAACCCCAGCAUCAUGUCCAUACGGUUUGGAGGUGAAAGCGGGAGGCAGAUUGUCCAGCCAGGAACCAGAACAGACACAUAGAGGAACUCGAAGAACUCUCUUGUUAACCUUUUGAUAGUCUUUAAUUGAGGAACACAUGUUGAUGUUUUACAAGAUGAUGCAAUUAAAGUUGUUAUACA
Molecule: messenger RNA, 604 nt
Organism: Dunckerocampus dactyliophorus (ringed pipefish)
Lineage: Eukaryota; Metazoa; Chordata; Actinopteri; Syngnathiformes; Syngnathidae
Gene: wdr83os
Product: WD repeat domain 83 opposite strand
Exons: 4
Coding region: 107-427 (106 amino acids)
Biological process (GO): protein insertion into ER membrane
Cellular component (GO): endoplasmic reticulum membrane
Molecular function (GO): protein folding chaperone
Source: RefSeq, a predicted model, not a curated record